GACCAUGUUGGCAGGGGGAAAAAAAAAAAAGCAGCACGGCACGGCCAUGUUCUCCUGUUUUUCAAAGAAGGCAAGGCGACUUAAAAAAAUUAUUUUCCAGCUAAAACCACAAAGAACGUCCAUUCCUGUCUCACCUUGCACUAUUGAAUCAGCUUUCACAGUUCACAGUCCAUACAUAGUCAUCGAUUCUAUUUCCUUCUCAAUCCGCAGUAACAUACACCCAUCAAGGGAAAAGGUUUCGGCUUUUUUUCUCCCAUAUAUCAUUCCUCCACAUCACGUUCCUUCUCUUCACUCUGUUCGAGAUUUAUUCUCAGACCUUGCGAAUCCUUUCCUCAGUAUCUCUUCUGUUUCAAAGAUUCUGGGUUCUUGUUCAAGACCCAGAAAACCGUGAGUCUAUUCUAGUCUAAAUUGAAAGUUGUUCACGUCUUCGUCAACCGUUCGAGAAAAUGACUGUAGAAACCAGAAAGGAUGAACCCAGAGGACAAUUUCCUGUAGGAAUGCGUGUUCUUGCUGUUGACGACGACCCAACUUGUCUCUUGGUGUUGGAAACUCUCCUUCGGAGAUGCCAAUAUCACGUAACAACUACCAACCAGGCAAUAACAGCUUUGACGAUGUUAAGAGAAAACAAGAAUAAGUUUGACCUGGUUAUCAGUGAUGUUCAUAUGCCUGACAUGGACGGAUUCAAGCUUCUUGAGCUUGUCGGUCUUGAAAUGGACCUACCUGUCAUAAUGUUGUCUGCAAAUGGCGACACCAAGCUGGUGAUGAAGGGGAUUACGCAUGGUGCUUGUGAUUAUCUUCUGAAACCUGUUCGAAUUGAGGAGCUAAAGAACAUUUGGCAGCAUGUAAUAAGGAGGAAGAGAUUUGACUCAAAGGAGAAAAACAACACUUGUAAUCAAGACAAGACUCAUUCUGGUGCUACCAACAACGGAUUAGGUUCAGCAGGAGCUGGGAAUACUGAUCAAAAUGGAAAGCUCACCAAGAAGAGGAAGGAUCAAGAUGAUGAAGAUGAUGAUGAGCAUGAGCAUGGUCAUGACAGCGAUGAUCCUUCAACACAGAAGAAGCCUCGCGUUGUUUGGUCUGUUGAGCUCCACCGAAAGUUUGUUGCUGCUGUUAAUCAAUUAGGCAUUGACAAGGCCGUGCCUAAAAAAAUUCUGGAUUUGAUGAAUGUUGAGAAACUCACAAGGGAGAACGUGGCAAGCCAUCUUCAGAAAUAUAGGCUGUAUCUGAAGAGAAUUAGCUGUGUGGCGAACCAGCAGGCUAAUAUGGUGGCAGCCUUAGGCAGCGCUGAUGCAUCCUAUUUGAGAGUGGGAUCUCUGGGUGGGAUUAAGCAUCUUCAGCCAUUGGGUGCUUCUGGACAGUUUCAGAACAAUGUUUAUCGAUCCCUCCCAUAUAGUGGGAUGAUUGGAAGGCUGAAUACUCCUGCUGGUCUUGGUGUUCAUGGGUUGCCUUCAUCAGGAAUUCUUCAGAUGGGUCAUGCGCGGAAUUUAAACAACAGCAGCUCCAUGAAUGAUCCUCUCAAGUUCCAGCCAUCCAUGGCUCAUGUCAAUCAGAAUCAGAAUGGCGGUUCACUUCAGGGCAUGCCAGUGUCUGUAGGUCUUGACCAAUUACAACCCAAUAAGGUUGUCAGUUCUGUUCAAGGUCCUGCCACUGGUUUUGAUGAUAAAACAAUGUCUCUCAUCUCAAACAAGUUGCCUGAUCCAAGAGCAAGAGUAAGCUCUAGUUGCUCUGCACCUCCACUUGUGGGUAUCACAACCAAUUGCUUGUUGUUAGAACCAAAUUCUCAAGACACGCAAUGUGGGAGAGGGUAUGAGAAUCUUGCUUCAGUAGCCUCUCAACAUUCAGAAUUUUCUUUGCCUUUGAUGGAUGACCAUAAUGGUAGGUGUAGUGAUAAUUGGCCAAGUGCUGUGCAGUCAUCUGGGAUGCCCACUAAUUCUUGCCCAACAAAUGAUUGUCAUCAUGGAGGGAAUCCAAGUGGUGCUUCUUCCAUCACUUCACUAUCCACUCGGUCCCACGGUUCAUUGGCAGAUAUGCAAUCCCAUGGACCCAUUUUUACUAAUAACAACACACCAAAUGUGGCAUAUCAAGGGUGGGAUGAGCAUUCAUUGGACUCUCUGAUUCCUAUAAAUGGUGCUGUUGGUGCAUCAGGGUUCCACAGAAACUUGGACUAUAGUUUUGAAAAUCCCUUGGAAAUGAAGCACGAGGGGAUCACAAAAUCGGCCGAAAAUCCGUCACUGAAACCAAAUCAAGGAUAUAUCAUGGACCCCCAUAAGGCGCAACAGAGUCGCACCUCUAAUAAUCUGGGUUCAUUGGAGGACUUGGUCAGUGCAAUGAUGAAACAGGAGCAAGACUUCAUAUGUGAUGAUUUCACUGGCGGAACGUGUCUGUGAUGGAGCAAAGUUUGGCAGUAUAAGCAUCGUGCUUGUUGAGUUUUGUAGGGUGAAGUUCAAAUCAGCGUUUCCUUUGUUUCUACUUUCGUCUCAGAAAGGUCCUUUUUCACUUAUGUGUAGCUCUCUUUAGAUUAUUACUUCCGGAUGGUAUUUUCGUUUUAUGGAAACGCAUAGUUGGCUAUGGGCCCCACAAUCCACUCUGGUGUUAAUCAUGUCGUUUGCGGAGACAAGCUUUGAUAGUAAAUUUUUGCAAGGGAUCCAUAAAUAAGAUGAUUAAGCUGAAUUAAAAAAUGGGAAUGAAGGUGUAGUCCUAUUGUAGGGCAUUUCUGUACCUGUAUGUAAGAUGUUCCAAGGAGCCUUGUGCAUCAGAAAUAAAGAUAUUGUAAUGUAUUCACUAUCAUUAGUUCUCUUUUCAUUCAA
Molecule: messenger RNA, 2807 nt
Organism: Prosopis cineraria
Lineage: Eukaryota; Viridiplantae; Streptophyta; Magnoliopsida; Fabales; Fabaceae
Product: two-component response regulator ARR12
Exons: 6
Coding region: 447-2387 (646 amino acids)
Biological process (GO): cytokinin-activated signaling pathway; phosphorelay signal transduction system
Molecular function (GO): DNA binding; DNA-binding transcription factor activity
Source: RefSeq, a predicted model, not a curated record